ACAUAUCUUUUGGUUUCUUUAUUCUCAUUCCCUAUCUCUCUUUUUAAAUUUUUUUUUUUUUUUUUUUUGCUAAGGCAAUUGGGGUUAAGUGACUUGCCCAGGGUCACACAGUCAGGCAGUGUUAAGUGUCCUGAUUUAGGACUGGUGUGCAUUCCCUAUCUCUUUGAUAUUAAUAACUGUAUUAGGUUAGAGUAAUACUACUUUUUUCGGAUCUUUGUGAUAUAUUGGCUUCACACUAAGGCAUUGAUUGCUUGCUGGUGGUCUGGGAUAUCAACAGCAAAUCUGCCUCAUAAAGUUUACCACCAAAAUAAAGGGGAUAACUUGUGUCAAACAGGCCUGCCCCCAAACGACCCCGAAUUAAGAAUCAAGAAAGUAACUGGAAAGUGUAGGCUCCUAAGAAGCAGGGACUGUGUCCUAGGCUCUGCAAGUGGAGUCUAUGUAUCAUUUGGUGUUGCAAAUUGAAGUGCCUUAAGGAAAUCUGGGGAUGGAAAACUAUUUAGAAGGAUUAUGUUGGGCAGCGAAGAAAUAGAAAGGAUGAAAAGGCAAGAAUGUUUGAGGGACAGAUCAGAUAUUAUGGAAGUGGUAUGAGUCUGAGGGUCAUAUCUUUUCCUCCACGAAAAAACUAUCCUCAAAUGACAGAACUCGAGCGCUUCUGUUCGUAUGAAGUAUUUCGUACCUCGGUGGCCACCGUUCGCCCAAACGACCCAUGGCGUCAAAAGCGAGGACUUUAUUGGGUCCAGCCUCUUCCUUUGCCCAUACUUGCUAUGGCGGCUAGGGGGGCCAGGCAGCGGCUCAAGGGAAGCGGCGGCGGCGGCGGCGGUGGAGACCCGACCAAGCUGCGGGAGGAGCCCCCGGGCCGAGAAGCAACCACUGCUUCAGAGCAGCGGGCUGAGCCAUCUGGAAGUAAAGCAGGACAAGUCUGGGCACCAGAAGGAUCUACUGCUUUCAAGUGCUUGAUCUCAGCUCGAUUCUGUGCUGCCCUCCUGAGUAAUAUUUCUGACUGUGAUGAAACAUUCAACUACUGGGAACCAAUGCACUACCUCGUCUAUGGCAAUGGAUUUCAGACAUGGGAAUAUUCCCCAGCUUAUGCUAUCCGAUCCUAUGCUUACCUGUGGCUUCAUGCUUUGCCAGCUGCAUUCCAUGCAAAAGUCCUACAAACUAACAAGGUUCUCGUCUUUUACUUUUUGCGAUGUAUCCUGGCUUUUGUGAGCUCUGUUUGUGAACUUUACUUUUAUAAGGCUGUGUGCAAGAAAUUUGGCCUCCAUGUGAGUCGAUUGAUGCUGGCAUUUUUAGUUCUCAGCACUGGGAUGUUUUGCUCAUCAGCUGCUUUCCUUCCUAGCAGCUUCUGUAUGUACACAACUGUGAUAGCUAUGACGGGCUGGUUCAUGGACAAGACCUCCAUUGCUGUGCUGGCAGUAGCCGGUGGGGCUAUCCUCGGCUGGCCAUUUAGUGCAGCUCUUGGAUUACCUAUUGCCUUUGAUUUGCUGGUCAUGAAACGAAGAUGGAAGAGUUUUCUUCAUUGGUCACUAGUGGCUCUAAUACUCUUUCUGGUACCUACAGUGGUCAUUGAUAGCUACUACUAUGGGAAGUUGGUGAUUGCACCUCUCAACAUAGUUUUAUACAAUGUUUUUACAACCCAUGGACCUGAUCUUUAUGGCACAGAACACUGGUAUUUCUAUUUAAUUAACGGGUUUCUGAAUUUCAAUGUGGCCUUUGUAUUGGCUCUUCUGGUCUUACCACUGACUUCCCUCAUGGAGACCCUAUUGCAGAGAUUUCAUGUUCAGAACUUAGGCCGCCCUUAUUGGCUUACCUUGUCUCCAAUGUAUAUCUGGAUUGCUAUCUUCUUUGCUCAGCCUCACAAGGAGGAGAGAUUUCUGUUCCCCAUAUACCCUCUUAUAUGUCUUUGUGGUGCUGUGGCUCUUUCGGCACUUCAGAAAUGUUACCACUUUGUGUUUCAACGCUAUCGCUUAGAACAUUACACAGUUUCUUCCAAUUGGUUGGCUUUAGGGACUGUCUUCCUCUUUGGGCUGUUAUCCCUGUCUCGAUCUGUGGCACUAUUCAGAGGAUAUCAUGGACCCCUUGAUUUGUAUCCUGAAUUCCACAGAAUUGCUACUGAUCCUGCUAUCCACACAGUCCCAGAAGGGAGACCAGUGAAUGUCUGUGUGGGCAAAGAGUGGUACCGAUAUCCCAGCAGCUUUCUUCUACCUGAGAACUGGCAACUCCAGUUCAUUCCAUCCGAGUUCAGGGGCCAGUUGCCGAAACCUUUUGCCCAGGGACCAAUGGCCACACGGAUUGUUCCCACUGAUAUGAAUGACCAGAACCAAGAAGAAACAUCCAGAUAUGUUGACAUCAGCAAAUGCCAUUAUUUAGUGGAUUUAGAUACAAUAGCAGAAACACCCCGGGAGCCUCGGUAUUCAUCCAACAGAGAAGAGUGGAUCAUCCUUGCUUAUAAACCAUUCCUUGAUACUUCCAGAUCUUCAAAACUACUACGUGCAUUCUAUGUUCCUUUCCUGUCAGAAAAGCAUACAGUGUAUGUAAAUUACACCAUCCUCAAACCCCGGAAAGGAAAGCAAGCCAGGAAGAAGAUUGGGGGUUAGCAGCACACCUGUGGUCCCAAAGAACUAGCCAGUGCUACAGACCAGUGGCUCCAUGGGCAUCGUUUUCUCCAAUCGUCAUUUGUAACAUUCACAAUAAAGAUUUUCCAACAAGAAUACUGGAAUCCAGGUGCCUCAGGCUAUUCAAAGUUAAUUCCAUACUCUCAGUGUAUCUCUGCUCUGCUUCUAGAGCUGUGUGAACUGGAGCAACAUGGGUUAUGGCAGUGAAAGACUCCUCCAACAAAACCUGUAAACAUUAUUUUCUUCGGUUCAGUUAUUUAUGAGACUGAAAAAAGAACAGAGCAACUAUCAGGAAGAUUUGAAAAGUUGGACUGGCUCUAUUUAGCAGUUCUCUUCUCCUCCAGCUAAGCACCAGAGAAAUAUUCAGCAACUCUGCUGUGUGCUUGGCAUCUCCUAGCACCCUUCCUUCUCAGCAGUGGAAUUUGAACAACCAAACACCUCUCCACAUGUCUUUGUUCCCCCCAGCAAAACCAAACUUCUCUUAAAUCCUUUACAAGACCAGGAUGUCUGUCCUAGAAAUGUAGCUCAGGAAGGAGGCAAAUUUUUGUGGAACUAUGACCUAAUUGUUAUUCUUUUGUAAUUACUCAUAAUUUUCGGUUUUUAUUUUCUUUUUAAAGUGUGAAUUUAUGGAAUUUAUAUAAGUUGAAGCAGCAUACAUUCCCUAAAAUGCUAAGUGAAUGGGGAAUAUUUGGGGGAAAGUGCCUACUUUUAAUUCUCUGGAUGAUGUCAUUGUUUUAAGAAAUGUAUUUUAUAGAAUACUUAGCAGCCUCUGGAGAAAGUAAUUGAGAGAUAAAGUUUCUAGUAGUCUCUGAAAGGAAAAAGUAUAUAAUUGAAGAGAGCAUGGCGGGGACAGAGAAUGGGGAGCACGGAGGUGAGAGUUGAAUCUUCAGAACAUCUCUAGCAAUUCCAUUGGGAAGCAAAUCCUUCUAGGUACUUUGGUGAUACAGCAAGUGCCUGUGUGGCACUCAGAAAAGCAGAGCUGGAAAAUCAGAAAGAGCCAGAUGAGCAGUCAGGAUGAUUCUCAAUCCAGUUAAAGACUUAGAUAGGAGGAGAUUCAAAUGAAUGCUGGAACUUUCCAUUUUAAGGAGGUGAUUUUAUUUGGAUAAGAGUUUGGGUGUAGCUGCCCAUGACUCAGACUAUUGGGUCAAAGCUAUUGCUUCCCUGCUAUAUUCAUGGUGUGUGGGAGUAUCUGUUUUGGUAUUGUUUGGGCAGCUCCCUCACUUGCUGUGGACUCCCCAGUCUCUGGAGAACAAAAAGUACAUUGUUGAGUCAGAUUUCUCUGCUGGGCCCCACUAGGGUCAACGGCAGUACUGUUCCUAAACAUUUAUGUUUAAAUAAGGUGCCAAAAAAUUUUUUUUUAAAGAAUGAUAGCUUCUGAUAUCUACAAAUUUCUGAUUUUCUGAAAUUUUCAUUCCACAUUGUAGACAUAAAAUUACUUCUCAUCCAGACCAAAUCUAAGAAAGAAAAAGAGAACUGAUGAGAAAUGAUUGGUUGCUUACUUUAGAGCAGAAGCAUUAAGAAACAGUGGGUCUAGACAAAGAACAGACAAAAUGUGCAAGUGACAAUUAAAGGUUUGGCACGUGGGUUCCCUUUAGGUGCUUCUGAGUCUUCUGACUUUAGAUUUUUUUUGCUCAUGUUGACACCUUACCUGUCUGGCCAAGAGCUAAAAACAUCAGGACCUUGAGGCAAGGUCUCUGCCUUCUGCCAACAUUACUAAAAAGGUUAAUGGAUUGGGCACUGAUGGAUACCACUAAGAUAGAGGCAGGGUAGACCUUGCAAUAUUUAUGUCACUGCAGAUUUAAGCAUUUGCUAGUAAUUUAAGCAGUUCAGAAUGAAAAAUUAAAUUGAAACAAGCACAAACAUAUAUUGAUGUUUCAUCUUGGCCAAGAAAUAACCCUUGAUUCUCAAAAGUCACGCUCAUGUGGCCAAAUUCCUGAAGGAACUCCUAGCUAACAUAGUCCUAACAGCUGACUGUGCAUCAUCUGAAAACUGGGUUUGCUAAAUUGAGGGGAACUUAUCAAAACAGGUCACAAGGAGAUGGAUUUGGGGGGCCAUAUUAAUUUAUAAAGAUAAUCUAUUAAGGUAUAUAGAGUGAUUUUAGUCUACAUUGAUGAAGUAUAAAACACAAAAAUCCAAGACAUGCAUCAAGAAUAUCAACUCUUUUCCCCCUCCUUUGAUACUUCUUCAUUUUUCCUUAUAUCAGUUCCCUACAUCAGUGAAAUCAACAAAUAUUCAUUGAGCUGUAUACAAGGUAUAGUGCUACGGGUACUUGGUGUAAGAAUAUACAAAGAAAUUUAAAACUGUUCUUGACUUGAAGAGCCUCUAAUCUGAUUGGGCUAAAUAAAUGAAAGAUAAAUGAAAGGCAUUGAUGUCUUUGUAACAGGUUUGUAGGAAGAAGGGAGAACCAUGACAGAAGCCAGGGUGAGUAGUAUUCCUCAAACAGUGCCAACAUCCAACAGAAUGUUGGCUGCCCUUCUGGAGUGACUGAUCCAUUUAUGGUGAUGACAAAAAAAACCUGCUUCUGCAGAUUAGAUAUCUUUUAUUGGGUAUUAUUGCAGUAGAGAGGACUGUUGGAUGUAAUUGAAGAGGAGAAGGCUUUUUGAUUUUUUUUAAUGUUUUUAGAUCAGGGAGUACUAGAUAUGAGAAAUUAUUCCUAAUGGAUUAAUUGCUCUUUGUACAAAAGCCCUUUGCCUGCCUAAUUUUAACUUAUGAUAUUGUGACUUAGAACAACAUUGUCACCCCUAUCUAUCUUCAAUGUCUAUUUUAUAUCCAGUAGAUUUAAUCUGAUGUGAAAUCAUUCACAUAAUUUAUUUUUUUAAAAUUUUGUUGAUGCCUUUUGCUUUUACUAUGUCAUUUCUGUAUAUUCUCCUCAACUCUCCCAUUCCCCCCUUUUUCUUUGAAACAAAAGAGUUCAUCAGGACCAGCUGAGACUAUGUUUGACAGUAUAUGCAACAUUUUGUACUCAUAAUUUUCCACUUCUCCAAGGAAAAUACAAGCUGCAUUCCUUCAUCUUUUUUCCAAAGUUAAGACUGAUCAUAACAAUUAUACCCUGGCCCUGUGACUUCCUCUAAUUGAAUGACACCUCCCAGAAUUUCCAUUUUAAGGAAAGUGCCCAGGCCAACCAUGCCUUCAUUCCUUUCUAGCUUCUACAUCAGAGUCCAUACUUCCCAGGGGGUAUCUUCUCUCUACCCUUCCUCCUUCAGCCCCCUUUUAUGUGUUGUCUUCUUUGAUCAGACUGUAAACCCUUUGAGGGACUGUCUUUUCUUUUUGCUUGUGUUGGUAUUUUCAGAACUUAGCAUGGUGCGUGGCACAUAGUAAGUGCUUAAUAAGUUAUUGUUGAUUUGGUUUGACAUUAAUAUUCAGCUUUAUCUUGUUCUUUUAUUUAUGUAACUAUAGUAAUAUAAACUAUUUUUCUGGUUCUCCUUGUUUUGCGCCCUCCUCCCCCCCAACUGGUUCUUACAAAUCUUUUUGUGCAUCUCUGAAUUCUUCAUAUUUUUCAUUUCUUAUGGUGCAAUAACAUUCCUUUAUACUGAAAUAUCAAAUGACUGUUGAACUAUUCCCCAAUAGAUGGCUAUUGACUUUGUUUUCGAUUUUUUGCAACCACAGAAAGUUCUGUCAUGAACAUUUUGGCAUACUGAGACUAUUCAGUUCUGUAUUUAUUUUUCUUGGAAUAUUUGCCUGGGAGUGGCAUCUCUUGAUCAUUUUUGUCAAAUAAUUCCAAAUUGUUUUCCAGUACAGUUGAACCAAUUUCACAAUUCCGGCAACAAUGUAUUAGGGUUCCUGUCUUUACAAAGCCCCUUCCAUGAUUGGCAUUUGCAUAUUAUAUUAUCUUUACCAACUUGCAAGGAGUGAGAUGAAACUUAAGAGUUAUUUUAAUUUUCAUUUUCUUAGUGAUUUGGAAUAGCUUGGAUUUCUGUUUUGAAGAUUGUGUCCUCUUAGCAUUAUUAGUAAGAGAGAUCAUUUUAACCUUUUUGAAUAUUCACAGGUAAUGAAUAUUCCCACCAUACUUAUGCUUAACUAAACACCACACUUAGAAGCAACACUUUCAUUUUAAACCAAAGUGGUGUCACCUGAAUUUAAUUGUCAUUUUUCCUAGAUACAGAGACUUGGGAGAGGGAUAAGUCUGAGUUCUACACGGUCCUCUUGAUCAUAGACUUUUUGCACUUGAAGAGCUGUUAAAGAUGAACUAUCCCAAAUCUCUUAUUUAAUAGCAGAGAAAAUUAAAAUCAAAUGAGGAUCUAAGUGUCUUGCCAAAAUCCCACACCUCAGCAGAGCUCAGGUUAUGGUCCAAAACUUUAGCCAUCCAAACUAGUACAUUUUUCUUUAUUUUACACUGCUCCUAGGGAUGAAAGGACAAGUAUCUUGAAAACAAGCACAACUUUAGGGGUGGGAGUAGGGGAGAGAAGAAUAAUUAUUGGUAAGAAAGUUCCUCAGCUGUACAUUUAAUGCAAGUAUAAGAAAGAUGAGGAUUUCUAUGGGGCCUAAAUAUUCAGAUUGGUAUUAGGCAAUUCCAACUCUCAUAUCAUAUUCUCAUAAUCAUAGUUUGCUUCUUUUCCCAGCAUGGGGGCUGGCGGGUGGGUAGUAGAAGAGAGAAAGAGAGAGAAUGAGUUAAGUGUUUAAUCUGACAAUCCCUCUACUGACAUGUUAAAAGUCCAUGUGUUACUAUAUUCUUAUGCUCUUCCAUGGAUGUCUUGAAUAAAUGGAUUUAAUGUUAUGUGGUGAGUUCAAAUAGACGUGUCUAGCUUUAAUCUUUUGUACUAGACAGGCAUCUUCUGUACAAUAUCACUGGAUUUUAGAGGCCCCCUGGUAUGUCAAUGAAUCUAAACAAGUUCUGGCUUUAAUCUUCCCAAUGUUUUAAACUGUGAUUCACAUUGCAAAUGAAAUCAGGAAGCAAGAGGAACAGUGUUGAAGCAAGGACAUUAUCCAGUGCUGCCCUCUCCCUGGGCCAGGUUGCUUUGUUGUUUCACAUAUCACUGUUUACAUUGUAUUCUUAUUGUAUUUACUGUGAAAAGAAAGUCAAAUAAAUCCUCUUGGUUUGA
Antechinus flavipes (yellow-footed antechinus) is the source of this 7654-nucleotide messenger RNA. RefSeq names its product ALG9 alpha-1,2-mannosyltransferase (gene ALG9). The record is from RefSeq and is a predicted model, not a curated record. Gene Ontology annotation, molecular function: alpha-1,2-mannosyltransferase activity. NCBI's taxonomy places the organism in Eukaryota, Metazoa, Chordata, Mammalia, Dasyuromorphia, Dasyuridae. The transcript is spliced from 15 exons. Gene Ontology annotation, cellular component: endoplasmic reticulum membrane. Gene Ontology annotation, biological process: protein N-linked glycosylation. Bases 549 to 2597 code for a protein of 682 amino acids.